Mizuhopecten yessoensis (Yesso scallop) is the source of this 1916-nucleotide messenger RNA. Its product is annotated as ceramide kinase-like. Gene Ontology annotation, molecular function: kinase activity. The record is from RefSeq and is a predicted model, not a curated record. The coding region runs from base 154 to 1632 and encodes 492 amino acids. The transcript is spliced from 13 exons. NCBI's taxonomy places the organism in Eukaryota, Metazoa, Mollusca, Bivalvia, Pectinida, Pectinidae.
CUGAACAUUAGCUCAUCCUACAUAAUGUAUCCAUACUUUGUUUGUUUUAGAUGCCGUCGAUUUACACCAGUUCUAAAUUGAUUCAGUCAAACUUUCACUUCUUGUGACCAAAACCGAGUCCAGAAAAAGUUGGUUGUAUCACCUGUGGUUACAAUGUCCGUCCGACUGGAGGUGAAGUCCGACGGGAUUCUGUGUUACUGUACAGUGGAGGAUGACACUGUGGUGUUAUUGCCGAAGACCAUUGAACCGUGUCCUGAUGAGAAGGGAUCCAGUGUUGAUGCUGCUGACCAUUCAUUUACCUUGGCCUUUGAUGAUAUAAUCGCCAUAAAGAAGGAAGACUCAACUUGUACAGGAUCAACAGAAUCAUUUGUAGAUCAUCCCAAUCCUUCCUCCUCCUCAUCAACCAUCAUCCAUUAUAUCAAGAAGGUUCCAGAUGAUCCAAAAUGGAGUCACGCCACUGUUAAGAUAUCUCCAAGCUCGGAGAAGGAAUGUGAUUACAAAAUAAUACUGGAAAAAGUGCAAGCCAAGUUUGAUAAAGUGGUAGAAACGAGACCAAACAAGCUGCUCGUUCUGAUGAACCCUAUCGGUGGGAAGAGACAGGCCCGGACUAUGUAUGAUACCGUAAUGACACCUUUGUUUGAGCUUGCCAACAUUUCCUGCCAUCUCAUAGUUUCGGAAAGACCCAAACAUCUGAUUGAGGUUCUCAAAACAUAUGACUACAAGUCCAUGGAUGGGAUUGUGAUGAUGGGAGGAGAUGGCACGUUCACAGAAAUUAUAAAUGUCCUGAUGAGGAAAACCCAAGAGGAAGCUGGUGUAGACUACAAUGAUCCUACAGCUAAACUCCAGAGGGUAUCCACACCACUGGCUGUUAUACCUACAGGAACAGGAAAUGGAGUGGCAGAAGGUCUCAUUGGAUGUCAAGAUGUCCUCACAGCCACACUCCAUGUUAUUAGGGGUAAAAUACGGACCAACAGGAUACUGGCCACCUAUGCUGACAGUAGACUGGUAGGGUACAGUGGCUGUGUGUUUGGGAUAGGACUGGCCGCAGACAUGAUGUAUAUUGCAGACAAAAAGCUUCGCUGGUUGAAGGCUGCCCGCUACCUAGCAUUACCGUUUGUCUUUAUGUUAAGAGGCAUACGACAUACUGAAGCGGAGUUCACCAUGAACAUAAGAAAAAGGAUCACGAUGAGAGACGGAUCAGAGCAACACGAGGAAUUUGUGUUUGAAGAGGAGAAAAUAAAUCAAGAGACCAGCAUGGUCAUGAGCUGGCCAUUUCAACUUCUGGAUGAUGCUGGUCACUUUAACCUCUUUAAAUCCUGCAUACGCAACGUCACCAGGAAACACAACGGAGACAUGUUCAUGGUGAUCUAUGAACGUAUGGGCUGGCUACAAAUGCUUCAACAUUUUCGUGAUCUUCAUGCGAGAAAAGAUGGUGCGUUUGAAAAGGACUUUAUAAAAAUACGCCGGUGUCAGUCAAUUAAAAUAAGAUUGAAAGAAAAGCCAGGAGAAUCUAGCAUUUACAAUCGCCUAGUUUCUAUUGACGGAGAACUUCAGGAAUGUGAGAACCCCGAGUAUUUUGUAAGAAUUUUGGACGGAGCUUUGAAUUUGUUCUGUAGUACUGAUCUUGUUUGAUUUAUUGUCGUGGUCUGACGAAGCAGUACAGACUUGCUCUUUGGAUCUGCCUUAUGUCGUACAAGUAAAUAUAUGUUUUCCUUAAAGUACCAAUUUAGCGCUGUUGUAUUAUUGUUAUAUAUCGUUUGUGUAUGCAGGUGCAUGCAUUCUAAGGCUCUUGUUUUUGUAAAAUUGCGAGUGGUAUCUGAAGUCAUUACAAACUGGUGAAAUCUGAUAAUCUUAUCUUAUAAUACCGACAAUUAAAACCCUACGAACGGUAAAAUAUUCUUUUAUCACAUUAUGUG